GCGCAUGAUCGGAUGCGGCAGGUGCUUGUGGGACAUAUUUAUGACGCCGGCUUCUAGCAAAGAGCAGUACGGUAUUGCCUCACGUGAAUGAGUUACUGACGUUCUCACACAGUGAAGACACUGGACCUUGACAACCCAAACACUUCCAACUUGUGUUGUUAACACAUUCAACAGAAAGCAGACCAUGGGGUUCUUCGAUACACUUGCCAAACUCCUUGGGUUGAAAAAGAAGGAGGCCAACGUUCUUGUCGUUGGAUUGGAUAACUGUGGUAAAACAACAAUAAUCAAUCAGUUGAAACCUGAAGACUCCCAGAACACACACGACAUCGUUCCAACAGUUGGAUUCAAUAUAGAAAAGCUGAAGAACAAGAGUCUCCAGUUUACUAUAUUUGACAUGUCAGGGCAGGGUCGCUACCGGAACCUUUGGGAACAUUACUACAAAGAAUGCCAUGGCAUUAUCUUUGUUAUAGAUAGUGCAGAUAAACUGAGGAUGGUGGUUGCUAAGGACGAACUGGACGUGCUACUACAGCAUCAAGACAUCAGAAACCGACGGAUACCUGUGCUUUUCUUCGCUAACAAAAUGGAUUUGAGGGAUGCUGUAUCAAGUGUGAAGUGUUCUAGCUUAAUGGGUCUGUUAACUAUCAGAGAUAAGCCUUGGCAUAUAUGUGCUAGCAAUGCUCUCACAGGGGAGGGCCUCCACGAAGGGGUUGAGUGGUUGACAGACCAGAUUAAAGACUUAGUUAUUGGAAAGAAAUGAUAAUCGCUGCCAAUAUUAAUGAGUACUGUGCAUUUUAAGAAAGAUUUGUUCAUAUGAUCUGGAUAGUUCCAACUUGUGUAUCUAUACAUAAUUGAUUAUCUAUAACAGUUAUGUGAGUUGGAUGAAAUCAUUGUGUGCAUGAUGUUAGAUGAUGCAAAUCAUGUUCCCUGCAUAUGUAAAUGUUAAAGAUCCACAGAAAAUUGAAGUACAUUUUUUUAAUGAAAAUACUUUGACUUGGGAACAGAAACUAAAACACCACCACCUGAAAUGUCAACACAUUUUCAUUAAAUUGUUAAUAUCGUAUAUUUUGAACAUUGUAAUUGGUAUACACAACAAGUGGAGUGUGUAUGUGUGUGUGAGGAAUGAGAAGAGCAACAGCAAGUAAGAAACUAAAGAUGUACAACAUCAAGAACGUGGUACAAUAAUUUAAAACUGUAUAAACAGUUGGUCCCCAGAUACUUGUCCUGGUCAUAGGUGGUUACUGAAUGGUUUGGAAAGGCCAGGGUUUGUGACUUGGUUGAUGGUAUGUGUCAUUUUAGUUUGUUGCUCAGUUCUUAUCACACUGUACUGUCUGAUCCAACAUUGAUUGUUUACAGCUGGUAUAUUGUGUAUGUGUUGUUGAAAAUCAAACCGACUGAUCCUGACAGUAAUACAGACGAUUACCACUAGGGUCCCUGUGUGAAAAUACUAUUCUGUCAGUUGUAAGAGGUUAUGGUACUGUUCCAUCCAGAACAAUAUUUCUUUUAUUGCAGCUAACACUACAAGAGUAGCUACAAGCAUCUUGUUGGUGUCAAUUUAAAGUCUCUUCAAUAUAAAAACACCACAGAGCUGUGUUGCCACUUUUGGUAAUUAAGUGAAAAAACAGUAAUUACUGUUUUCGUUAAAACUGUUGCUCUUUAGGACAUUUACCAUUCACAGGUACAAUCUGAUCCAUGUAAGCCUAAUGAUGUUGAUAAUGAGGUAUUCACAUUGAGCACUCUGUAUGCCAGAACAUUAGUUCACAUUUCAAGGUUGGAACAUUAUUGUAGUUCUACCAUUUGUUCUUUUUCAUUUUCUGUCUAUUCCUUGAUGUUUAAUCAAAGUGUGUAAUAACUUGUGUAGUGGAAUAUGUGAAUAAUGGAAUGCUGGUAUUUUACAUUUUCAUUGUUUCAGGAAUCUCAUUAUAUUGAUUGAAUCUAUUCAAAUGAAUUUAUAUUGAUGGCACUGUACAUUAUUGUGUGAGACCCUUUUACAUGUCCUGACUAUAAGUUAAGUGAACUUUUGUCAUGAUCUGUUUGUACAUUAUUGAUUGUAGACAUCUGGGUCUCACAAAGCACUAAAGUACUGUCGGAAAUAGAAACAAAACUGCUUUUAGGCUGUUACUCUGUAUCCCUAAAAUUUACACAACUACUAAUAGCAUAUGUCGAAAUAACCCACUUCGGCCUAACUGGGCAUUCAGUGGGAUGUGUAAUAGGAUAUCCAUAAAAGCAUGUUUACUGGUAAAAUGGGGCAAAACUUAGAA
Haliotis rubra (blacklip abalone) is the source of this 2258-nucleotide messenger RNA. Its product is annotated as ADP-ribosylation factor-like protein 6. NCBI's taxonomy places the organism in Eukaryota, Metazoa, Mollusca, Gastropoda, Lepetellida, Haliotidae. The transcript is spliced from 2 exons. Gene Ontology annotation, biological process: vesicle-mediated transport; protein localization to cilium; intracellular protein transport. Gene Ontology annotation, cellular component: axoneme; cytoplasm. The coding region runs from base 185 to 757 and encodes 190 amino acids. The record is from RefSeq and is a predicted model, not a curated record. Gene Ontology annotation, molecular function: GTP binding; GTPase activity.